Messenger RNA from Westerdykella ornata, 1134 nucleotides. Its product is annotated as DnaJ-domain-containing protein. The coding region runs from base 1 to 1134 and encodes 377 amino acids. Gene Ontology annotation, molecular function: protein-folding chaperone binding. Gene Ontology annotation, cellular component: cytosol. NCBI's taxonomy places the organism in Eukaryota, Fungi, Ascomycota, Dothideomycetes, Pleosporales, Sporormiaceae. The transcript has 4 exons. The record is from RefSeq and is a predicted model, not a curated record. Gene Ontology annotation, biological process: translational initiation.
AUGGUAGCAGAGACCAAGCUAUACGACCAAUUAGGUGUCUCGCCAUCCGCGUCUCAGGAUGAGAUCAAGAAAGCAUACCGCAAGCAGGCGUUGAGAUACCAUCCCGACAAGAACAAGGACAAUGCGUCCGCUGCCGAGAAGUUCAAAGAGGUAUCACAAGCCUACGAAAUCCUCUCCGAUCCCGAAAAACGCAAGACCUAUGACCAGUUUGGGCUCGAGUUCCUUUUACGCGGCGGGGCACCGCCGCCCGAGGGAGGAGCUGGUCCGGGCGGUAUGCCGUUCGAAGCCGGAGGAUUCCCAUUCACAGCUGCAGGAGGCAUGCCGGGAGGGACACGCACAUUCCACUUCUCCACUGGUGGUGGUGGCGCUGGAGGAUUCCACUUCUCAAACCCCGAGAACAUAUUCGCCGAAUUCCUGCGGCAUGGCGGCGCUGGCAUGGGCGACGACGAUGAUAUGGGCGGAUUUGGUGGCUUUGGAAUGGGAGGUAUGCCUGGUGGAAUGGGCGGUAUGGGCGGCAUGGGAGGCAUGGGCUCGAGGGGCGCGAAGAGAGGACCCGGCGGGUCACGGUUCGAAGGUGGAAGGAGAGCACCCACGCCAGAAGUUACCGUGGUAGAGCGGCCACUGCCAGUAUCACUGGAGGAGUUGUUCAAUGGCACAACCAAGAAGAUGAAGAUCAAGAGGAAGACAUAUGAUCCUACGACCGGCAAGCAGAACAUGCAAGAUAGAAUCCUGGAAGUACCGAUCAAGGCAGGCCUGAAAGCGGGAAGUAAGAUCAAGUUUUCGGACGUGGGCGACCAAGUAGAAGGUGGAACGCAGGACCUACAUUUCAUCGUCACAGAGAAACCACAUCCUCUGUUCACACGAGAAGGCGAUGACAUCAAGCACACCAUCGAGCUCGACCUCAAAGAGGCAUUGACCGGAUGGCGGCGGACAGUCCAAACCAUCGACGGCAAGCAGCUAUCCGUCAGCAGUGCUGGCCCCACAGGUCCGAACUUCACAGAACGCUUCCCGCACCUUGGUAUGCCGAAGAGCAAGAAACCUGGCGAGCGCGGAGACUUUGUCGUUGGCGUCAAGAUCAAGUUCCCCACGAGUUUGACCGCAUCGCAAAAGGAGCAGCUCAAGAAGAUCCUGUGA